Molecule: messenger RNA, 561 nt
Organism: Stereum hirsutum FP-91666 SS1
Lineage: Eukaryota; Fungi; Basidiomycota; Agaricomycetes; Russulales; Stereaceae
Product: mitochondrial genome maintenance MGM101
Exons: 4
Coding region: 1-561 (186 amino acids)
Biological process (GO): recombinational repair; interstrand cross-link repair
Cellular component (GO): mitochondrial chromosome; mitochondrial nucleoid
Molecular function (GO): single-stranded DNA binding
Source: RefSeq, a predicted model, not a curated record
AUGGAGUUGGGUGGGGGUAGCGAGUCUAGUGGACAGCCGACCGACUGGUCGAGGAGUUAUCAUGGACUUUCGGUGCAGCCGUUUGAGGAGAAGGUGGCAGACGUAUUGCUUGCGCCUGUGGAUCCCCUGGACGUUGAGAUGAAGCCUGAUGGGAUGAUUUACCUGCCCGAGAUCAAGUACCGUAGGGUGUUGAACAAAGCGUUCGGGCCUGGUGGAUGGGGCCUCGCGCCUCGUAGCGAAACGAACGUAGGCCCUAAAAUCGUCAGUAGAGAAUACGCUCUAGUCUGUCUUGGCCGUCUCGUCGCCAUCGCCCGUGGUGAGCAAGAAUACUUCGACCCAUCCGGCAUCCCAACAGCGACAGAAGCAUGCAAAUCCAAUGCGCUCAUGCGGUGUUGUAAAGAUUUGGGUGUCGCAAGCGAGCUUUGGGACCCAAGGUUCAUAAGGGAGUUUAAGGCGAAGUAUUGUGUGGAGGUGUUUGCGGAGCAUUUGCCCACGAAGAAAAAGCGCAAGAUGUGGCGGAGAAAGGACCAGCCGAAGUUCUCGUAUCCUUUCCAGGAGUAG